GUAAACUGAUGCUGGUUGUCUGGGGUGGGGAGAGGGGGGUUCUGCAGCUACGGGAAGGGGGGCGGGGCUGGGGCGGCUGGCGGGGGCCCAGCGCAUAACUCUGGGCGGUUGCAGUCUGGGGCCGCAGACACCCAGCCACUCUGAGCAGAACUGACAGCAUGAAGGCACUCCUGGCCCUGCCGCUGCUGCUGCUUCUCUCCACGCCCCCGUGUGCCCCCCAGGUCUCCGGGAUCCGAGGAGAUGCUCUGGAGAGGUUUUGCCUUCAGCAACCCCUGGACUGUGACGACAUCUAUGCCCAGGGCUACCAGUCAGACGGCGUGUACCUCAUCUACCCCUCGGGCCCCAGUGUGCCUGUGCCCGUCUUCUGUGACAUGACCACCGAGGGCGGGAAGUGGACGGUUUUCCAGAAGAGAUUCAAUGGCUCAGUGAGUUUCUUCCGCGGCUGGAAUGACUACAAGCUGGGCUUCGGCCGUGCUGAUGGAGAGUACUGGCUGGGGCUGCAGAACAUGCACCUCCUGACACUGAAGCAGAAGUAUGAGCUGCGAGUGGACUUGGAGGACUUUGAGAACAACACGGCCUAUGCCAAGUACGCUGACUUCUCCAUCUCCCCGAACGCGGUCAGCGCAGAGGAGGAUGGCUACACCCUCUUUGUGGCAGGCUUUGAGGAUGGCGGGGCAGGUGACUCCCUGUCCUACCACAGUGGCCAGAAGUUCUCUACCUUCGACCGGGACCAGGACCUCUUUGUGCAGAACUGCGCAGCUCUCUCCUCAGGAGCCUUCUGGUUCCGCAGCUGCCACUUUGCCAACCUCAAUGGCUUCUACCUAGGUGGCUCCCACCUCUCUUAUGCCAAUGGCAUCAACUGGGCCCAGUGGAAGGGCUUCUACUACUCCCUCAAACGCACUGAGAUGAAAAUCCGCCGGGCCUGAGGGGCUGGCCCCCUCAGGCACCUUUCCUCCCCUGGACACCCAUGGUCUCCAUGAGUGCUCCCUCUGCUGCCCCUGAUGCAUGCUUCUGCUGAUUCCCGAGCACCAACUCCUUACUAGGGGGCCUUGUGGCUCUCAGCCAUGCCUCAUCCCUGUCACACACCCAGGGCAUCCAUUCCUAAGCCAGACCCGGCUCCCCUACACCUGAAGUUACACUGCCAGCAGUUCCCCAGGCCUCUUCCGAGAGGCACAUGGUUCUAGCCUGGACCUGGCUGGGCUCCAUGAGAAUGAGUUGCCUCCACCCUGUCCCAACAGCUGACAGCCAGGAGCCACUCUCCCAGCUGCAGGCCUUUGUGGUCCAUCUUGUCCUGCUUCCUCACUGUGGACCCCUGUCUGGGCCACCCUAGUGUGCUAAGCUGAGCAGUGCAGUGUGAACAGGGCCCACGGUGUAUUCUAGGCCACAGCCCAGCACUCCUCUGGCUGCUCUCAAACCAUGUCCCAUCUUCAGCAUCCCUCCCACCAACUUACUCCCCCGUGGUGAGUACCGUGGAACCCCAGCCCACCUCACUAUCAUACUCAGCUUCCCCGAUGGCCCAUCCCAGCCCCUGAAGCUCUAUGCCAAGAACACAGCUACCGCACACCACCCUGAAACAGCCACAGCCAAGGUAGGCAUGCAUAUGAGGUCUUCCCCCUACCCUCUGGGUGUUGAGAGGUUUAGCCACAUGAGGGAGCAGAGGACAAUCUCUGCAGGGCUGGGAGUGGGUAGGGACUGAAGGUCUCAAUAAACCUUCAGAACCUGAAUGAACUGGCUUCAUACACACAAACAUAUUUGCUUAUCCCCCAAAUGUAGGCACCUGGCUCCUCCUUGCUCCCCUGCUGAUGGUGUCCUACCCCGAACUCCAAAAAUUACACCUGGAGUCAGGUGCAGAAGGGAACCUUGUAUUUCACAGGCCUCAUUUUGAUGGCAAAAAGACAGUGUAAUAAUAACAUAAUAAUAAUAAAAAUAUAAUACUGAAAA
Molecule: messenger RNA, 1941 nt
Organism: Pan troglodytes (chimpanzee)
Lineage: Eukaryota; Metazoa; Chordata; Mammalia; Primates; Hominidae
Gene: MFAP4
Product: microfibril associated protein 4
Exons: 6
Coding region: 159-926 (255 amino acids)
Biological process (GO): elastic fiber assembly
Source: RefSeq, a predicted model, not a curated record